AGUUUAGAUAAGCUGUAAGGAUUUGUGAUUGUUUUGUUUCUGUUUUGUUCACGAAUUUUAUGUUGAUUAUGUAAAAGAAAGGGAGAACGACCAAAGGAAAUGUUUACUGUACGUAGUUUAGCAACAAAAAUGGGUAGUGACAUAAAGGCGUUAAAAGCAGCGUUGCGGAAAGAGGUCGAAGAAAAAUUAGGACAACUUACUCCUCAAGAAAGACAGAGGCAAUCCCAGAUAGUAAGAGAAAAGUUGUUUGGUCUAAACCAAUUUAAAGACGCAAGGAAUAUAUCCCUUUAUCUUAGUCUUGAUACUGAAAUUGACACUGAACCAAUUGUUAGGAAAAUCUUUCAAGAUCGAAAACGAUGCUUUGUUCCAAGGUAUAAUAAGAAGGUAAUGGAAAUGGUCGAAUUACAUUCUAUGGAAGAUUGGACCAACUUACCUGUCACCAAGUGGAAUAUUAAGCAGCCGUCAUUUAAAGAUGAAAGAAAGAAUGCUUUAGACGAAGGUCUCGAUCUGAUCAUUCUUCCAGGCGUAGCAUUUACAAAAAAUGGCGACAGAUUAGGGCAUGGUGGUGGCUACUACGAUAGAUUCUUACGAACAAUUUGUGAAAAACAAGCAAAGCCUCCAGCGCUGAUAGCCGUAGGUUUUGAUAUCCAAGUUGUGGAUAGUAUACCAACAGAAGAAACUGAUUAUAAAAUAGAUAUGGUACUGCACUCCGAGUAAAGUUAUAAAAAAUGUUUUAUAUGGUUAUUUGAAUAAAACUGUUAAUU
Diabrotica balteata is the source of this 764-nucleotide messenger RNA. NCBI's taxonomy places the organism in Eukaryota, Metazoa, Arthropoda, Insecta, Coleoptera, Chrysomelidae. The record is from the annotation of a GenBank genome assembly.